UACCGGUACGUCGUACCAGGUGCCUCUCCAUCUUGACCCUUCUUCGUUUCUUUUGAGCCGUUGAGGGUCGCUCUCUUCUGUUGUUGUUGCACUUCAACUUCAGCUUCCGACCCAUUUUGCACCCGCAUACCAGCAUCAAGCGCGGCAAAACACACCUCACGCCAAUCACCAGUAUACCCUAGCACGCUCCAUYGAUAGAACAGACGAUACGUGUGGUAAUUGAAACCAUGAGAGUCGCGGCGAUCUGUCUCAGCGCGCUGCUGGCGGUGAUGAUCCCCACGAGGAGCAGCCUGGCCCUUGCCACCGCCAAGAGCAGMGGCGUCUUUGGGGUUCCCCACGGUGGAUCUACCGCGACGACGACRAGAGCAUCUACUCAGAUUGCUAGCGCCGCCACGAUGGAUGCCUCGACCGAGGUUCCCUCAACGGUGAGUGGCAGUCGUUUGUGCAGAAAUAAUGACAAUCAAUGGGUUUUGUCUUUUCCCGAUCAAUCAUGCCCAUGUAAUCUCGCUCCUAUCUAUAGUUUCUGGUGGCACGCUAGUGCGAACGAAGGAGUCGAGCCGUCGUCUUUUGCCUUUUCAAGUGUUUGCUAACUAUUUGUUUCAUUUUCUUUCUUCCUUCUUUUGUUCMAAAGCAGGAUGACAGACGUCCCAUGCACAUUCUAUUCUUGUCGGCAGAUACUGGAGGGGGCCAUCGAGCAAGCGCCGAGGCUCUUGCCAAGCAGGUAAGUGUAAAGACUUGAAUCGAUUCCCUCGGCAAUAGURUGGAUUUGUCUUUUCGGGUUCUAUCAACUUUUAGUCCAUGCCACUCACUUUCCCUCCCAAUCUCCUUCGUUUCAUGCGGAUGGAAUUUUUGCCACCGGUAACCGUCAACUAUGGCAAUCACAAUGCGAUGUUCCCAUACGGAUCACUAUUUAUUGGAAUGUUGUGCAUUCGCAUUUAUGCAACAAUUUUUGCUACCGCAACCAUCACGACAAAAAACACUCGACAAUUUACUCUUUCUGACGUCGGAACACGACCGUCCAUACCAAACCCAAAUAAAACAAAAAAAAACUAGUUUCUGAUUCAGUUCCCAGGAUCGACCUACGAAUUGGUCGAUAUUUGGUCUGAUCACGGUAUCUUUCCGUACACUAACCACGUGGAAUUGUACAAGCAGUGGUCGGCAAAACCAUGGCAAUGGCGUCUGUUUUAUCACCUGUCGAACACGAAGGUCAACGAGGUGGUCUCCAACCUGCACUCUAGAUUCCUCUGCGGGGACUCUAUCAGGSAACGGCUCAAAUCUGACAAACCCGACGUUAUUGUUAGUGUCCACCCGGCCAUGAAUCACACACCACUCAAAAGCACCCACAAGAACUCCAAGGAACUUGGGAAGCACAUUCCAUUUUUCACCGUCGUGACGGACCUCGGGAGCGCACACUGUAUGUGGUUCGAGCGCAAGGUUGACAAGCUGUACGUAGCUAGUGAUCGCCUCUACAAGCUAGCGCGCCGGCGGGGAGGAACGGCCCCGGAGGACAUUGUCCGCACCGGAUUGCCCAUUCGUCACGGAUUUGCUGAUCAGGCAGAAAAAUUGGGACAGGACCGAAGUGCUCCCCAGGGAAUUCAAUAUCAGGCCCAGGUUCGAAAGGAACUCGGAAUUGCACCAGACAAACAAAUGGUUCUGGUCAUGGGUGGCGGAGAAGGCGUUGGAUCACUCAGUGACAUUGUCAACAAUAUUUAUGCCGAGCUCAGCAGCAAGGGUGUCGACGCGACCAUCUGCGUUGUCUGCGGGCGCAACGAAAAGCUCAAAAAUGAGCUGGCGACGAGAAAUUUCGACGAGGYGAUUGAAGAAAUCAAGGCCAAGGCCGAGAAACGGCGCAAUGGAGUCCGGGGAGUGCUGGGCAAGGUCCGACGGAAAAAUCGCAUCGCUGCACGGCAAGCCGCAGAGGCAUCAACGGCAACAAUGAGCCAAAAAGGCAACAUCGACGUGAUGCCGCUAGGAUUCUUGACCAACAUUCCCGAAUACAUGGUUGCAGCCGACGUGUUGGUGUCCAARGCCGGUCCCGGAACGAUCGCAGAAGCGGCAGCCGUUGGUCUCCCAGUGAUGAUGACAAGGUGCGUGUUGGCAGUUUUUGGAAAAACACAMUUCUUUUGAUCUGGAAUGAUUCGAAUCAACGUAGAGGCYUUUCUAUUACCGCGCUCUUGCWUAGAUUUCGAAAAAGGCUCCUAACCUUGUGUCGUCUGCUCGUCAUUUUCCUCAUUWAUGUGCUGUUUUCACAGUUUCCUCCCUGGCCAAGAAGCUGGCAACGUCGAUGUUGUCCUAGAACAGAAUUUYGGAGAAUUCGAGAAGCGACCCGAAAAAAUWGGAGAGCGCGUCACAGCGUGGCUGCAAGACAAAACACUAUUACAMACCAUGAGUCAGGCGGCCAUGGUGGCUGGCAACCCUUAUGCCGCUAACGAGAUUGUCGAAGACAUUGGGCGACAAACGGUAGCAUGGAUGAACCUGAACGAGAAAUAAGGCAAUAGKGACAAGACGCUCACUCACACAUGUGUACCUACGGGUACAAUUAGCAAGUUAUCACUAUCAUAAUUUACCAAAAACAAAGGAUUACUUCAACA
Molecule: messenger RNA, 2591 nt
Organism: Pseudo-nitzschia multistriata
Lineage: Eukaryota; Bacillariophyta; Bacillariophyceae; Bacillariales; Bacillariaceae
Source: the annotation of a GenBank genome assembly